GAGGGACCGCCGGUUUGCUUGACGAAGAGGAAAGGCCGCCAUUGACGCCAUUCACUCAUCGGAAGUGAGCAGCAGCUCAGCUCUUUCUGUGCGUUCUCUUCUCAGCAGAGGCGCGAAGACGGAGAGAGGGAUGUCUAGGGUUUAAGCUCAGCUCCCGGUUCCAACCAACGGACGCAUGGAGAAAGAAGAAGAAGCAGCUUCUGCCCUGAAGCAAUUGCAGGAGUCCGUCGACGCUCACCCCGACGACCCCAACCUCCACUUCGAUCUCGGCGUUCACCUGUGGGAGAAGGGAGGCGGGAGCAGCGAGGACGCCGCAGCCGCGAAGGACCGAGCUGCCGAGCAUUUUGUGAUUUCUGCUAAGCUGAACCCCCAAAAUGCGGCAGCUUUCAGGUACUUGGGACACUAUUACGGUGAAGACCGGGAUGCCCAAAGAGCUAUCAAGUGUUACCAGAGAGCUGUCACUCUUAAUGCAGAUGACCGUGAAGCUGGGGAAGCAGCGUGCAAUUUGUUGGACCGAGAAGGGAAGGAGAGUUUGGAAGUGGCAGUAUGCAGGGAAGCUUCAGAUAAGUCACCCAGGGCUUUCUGGGCUUUCCGGAGAUUAGGUUACCUGCAGGUCCAUAAAAAGAAAUGGUCAGAAGCUGUCCCAAGUCUUCAGAGUGCCAUUCGGGGCUAUCCAUCCUGCACUGAUUUAUGGGAAGCGCUAGGUCUUGCUUACCAGCGGCUGGGCAUGUAUACUGCUGCUAUUAAGUCGUAUGGGAGAGCAAUUGAAUUGGACAGCGCUAGAAUUUUUGCUCGGGUGGAAAGUGGAAACAUUUUUAUGAUGCUUGGUUCCUUUAGAAAGGGAAUUGAACAAUUCGAGAAGGCGCUUGAGAUCUCACCUCAAAAUUUGUCUGCAAAUUAUGGACUUGCAUCUGCGCUGUUUGGCCUUUCUAGGGAAUGUAUCAAUACUGGGGCAUUUAGAUGGGGAGCCUCAUUAUUAGAGGAUGCAUCUAAAGUCAUGCGAUUGUGCACUCAACUUGCUGGAAAUCAAUCAUCCGUGUGGAAGCUGGAUGCUGAUAUUCAGAUUUUAUAUUCAAAAUGCUUCCCAUGGAUGGUUGAAGAGCAGGCUUUGCAACUAGAUGCAGGUGCCUUUAACAAGUCUAUCCUUUCAUGGAAUGAGACUUGCUGUUCAGCUGCAAGAUCGGCUAGAAUUUCUUAUCAGAAAGCACUGCAUGUGGCACCUUGGUGUGCUAAUAUCUACAUGGACAUUGCAAUAAGUUCUGAUCUCAUUUCCUCACUAAACGGCGCUUCUUGCAAUGAGAUAAAUUCUUGGCAGUUACCUGAAAAGAUGGCUUUGGGUGCUUUGUUACUUGAGUGUGAAAAUUACGAGUCGUGGGUGGCACUGGGAUGCCUAUCUGAUCAUGACGCAUUGAAACAGCAUUCCUUGAUCAGGGCAUUGCAACUAGAUGCAUCCCUUGCAGGCGCUUGGGCACACCUUGGGAAGCUCUAUAGAAGAUUCAACAAGCAAUUGGCAAGACAAGCAUUUGACAGUGCUAGAAGCAUAGAUCCUUCUCUUGCUUUACCAUGGGCCGGCAUGUCAGCUGAUUCUCAUACAGGCGAGGUUGUCCCAGAUGAGGCUUUUGAGAGCUGUUUGCGUGCUGUCCAGAUACUUCCUCUUGCAGAGUUCCAAAUUGGUCUGACAAAGCUUGCUCUUCUUUCAGGAUAUUCAGCAUCUUCACAGGUAUUUGGAGCCAUCUGCCAAGCUGUCCAGCGGGCCCCCAAUUACCCUGAAUCCCAUAAUCUGAAGGGGCUGAUAUUUGAGGCAAGGCGUGAUUAUCAGUCAGCUGUGGCCUCUUAUAGAGCAGCACGCCAUGCGAUCAGCAGAUUAUCUGGCACUUGUCCGGAAUCUUGUAUGAGAGAUGUAACUGUUAAUUUGGCAAGAUCACUCAGCAAGUUGGGGAAUGCUCUAGAUGCUGUGAGAGAAUGUGAUGAUUUGACAAAGGAAGGGCCGCUUGAUGAGGAAGGAUUGCAUAUAUAUGCCUAUUCUCUAUGGCAACUUGGCAAUAACGAGCUGGCUCUUUCUACGGCCAGAAAUCUCGCAGCCAAAAUUCCUAGCAUGGAAAAGUCGGCCAUGGCAGCCUCUGUUAGUUUUAUAUGCAGACUGCUGUAUUAUAUAUCUGGACUCGAUUCAGCAAUUAACAGCAUUCUAAAGAUGCCAAAGAAUCUGUUUGAGAGUGCAAAUAUCAGCUUUAUCUUGUCUGCAGUCAAUGUUUUUGAUGAAAAUGGUCGGUUGAACCAGAUCAUUUCUGGGAGCCGACGAUUUCUUACAUCUCAUGCAGACAUAUCAGAAAUGCAUUUUUUGAUUGCGCUAAGUAAGCUGAUCAAGAAUAGUUCCGAGUUUGGCCUUGGAUAUCAAACUGGAAUUCAUCAUCUUCGGAAAGCUCUUCACAUGUUUCCUAAUAGUAAUUUACUAAGGCAGUCCCUUGGUUAUCUUUUGCUGCUGAGCAAGAGAUGGACUGAUUCUCAUGUAGCAACUCGGUGCAGCAUCUUAAGCUCCUCUGGUUUUUCCCGUGAAGGAGGCCCCAGAUCUGCAUAUGAGAUCCUUGGCGCUGGAGCAGUUGCUUGUUAUGCUGUCGGGAAUAGCGGUCCCAAAUUUUCCUUCCCAACUUGCCCAUGCCAGUCCUUGAACCAACCUCAAGCUGUUCAACAGCUGCAAAGAUGGUUACAUCAAGAGCCAUGGAAUCCUAAUGCUCGGUAUCUGCUAAUACUAAACCUCUUACAAAGAGCACGAGAAGAGAAAUUUCCUCCACAACUGUGCGGUGCGAUUGGUAGGCUAAUUCAUGUGGCUCUGUCAAUUAAGUCAUAUCCGAUGGAAGAAACAUCCUUUCAGCAUCAACGGUUCCAGCUUCUACUAUGUGCUUCUGAGAUGAGCUUUCAGGAAGGGAACCAAGUUAAAUGCAUCAACCACGCGAGGGAAGCAUCAGAACUGCUGCUUCCUCACAGCUAUCUCUUCUUUGCACAUUUGUUAUUAUGUCGUGCGUAUGCUGUGGAAGGUGACUCGGAGAACGUUCAAAGAGAAUUUCUGCAAUGCUUGAAGUUCGGAACAGAUUUUCAUAUUGGUUGGAUCAGUCUGAAAUUGAUGCAACUUCUUUACAAUGUGGAAAACGAUUCGAAUAUCUUGGACUCCAGUUUGGAUGAUUGCUUGAAAAAGAGGGAGAGCUCACGAGAUAUGUGUGCCGCAGUCUUCAAUUUGAUAGAGGGUUUAGUCGCUUUGCAUAACAAGGAUUUCGCAUCUGCAGAAGAAUUUCUAGCACAAGCUUGCUCUUUGAUGGGUUCUGAUAGUUGCAGCUUGCUCUGUCACGGUGUUGCCUGUAUGCAGCUAGCAAAGUGGGGUUAUGGCGCACAGUUUCUAUCGGAUGCAAUAAGAAGCCUCCAGAAAGUGCGUGAGACGGCUAUAAUUCCCUUGCCAAUUGUUUCGACAUUGCUAGCCCAAGCAGAAGGAAGCUUGGGUUCUCGAGACAAAUGGGAGCAGAACCUUCGCCUUGAAUGGUAUACUUGGUCGCCAGAAAUGAGGCCCGCAGAGCUGUAUUUUCAGAUGCAUUUGCUUUCAGAGCAUUCCAACGCCGAGAAGACGUGCCCAGUUGUCAGGUGCCAAAGCCCUCUAAAAUGGGUCUCCCGAGCAAUCCACGUGGACCCGUCUUCUUCACGAUACUGGAAGAUCUUGCAGAAGCACGCAAGACCAACUGCUCUCGAGCAGUGUACUUAGUUCCACAACACGAGUUGGACCUAUAUUCUCAGGUAUCUGUCCGCAGCAUGCGUUGAGCAAGUUGUUCAUAGGGUCCUAUGCGUUGAGCAAGUUGUUCAUAGGUCCUAUUAAUUGUUGUUCCCCAGUUUAUGUAUAUCAGCUUCAUUUUCUUACUUCGCUAUGAUUUUCAUCAAUUGUAAAGAGAAAUGCAACUACUAACGAUUCAAUUCUAUGAUGUAACAUUGGCAACUGCUGAUUGCAGUUAUUUGCCCGA
Punica granatum (pomegranate) is the source of this 3998-nucleotide messenger RNA. The record is from RefSeq and is a predicted model, not a curated record. NCBI's taxonomy places the organism in Eukaryota, Viridiplantae, Streptophyta, Magnoliopsida, Myrtales, Lythraceae.